Messenger RNA from Juglans microcarpa x Juglans regia, 2261 nucleotides. Its product is annotated as protein NRT1/ PTR FAMILY 7.1-like. Gene Ontology annotation, cellular component: membrane. Gene Ontology annotation, molecular function: transmembrane transporter activity. The transcript has 6 exons. The record is from RefSeq and is a predicted model, not a curated record. Gene Ontology annotation, biological process: transmembrane transport. The coding region runs from base 169 to 2001 and encodes 610 amino acids. NCBI's taxonomy places the organism in Eukaryota, Viridiplantae, Streptophyta, Magnoliopsida, Fagales, Juglandaceae.
AUUUCCUACUCUCUACUUUCCUAUAUAUAUUGAACUCUUUCAACCCCCACUCUAUUCAAUCCUCUCCUUGGCAACCACUUCUCCUAUUUGGAAAUUUCUCCUUCUUGUUCUUCUUCAUAUUUAUAUUUAUCUGCUAAUUACUAUCUGGAGGAACCUCGAAAGGCCGGUAUGGCUAAUUCGCUGAUCAACUUCUCCAACGAGAUUGCAGUAAAGAUCAGUGAUGAAGAUGCACAAGCUGAGAACAGAAACUGCAAUAAGAAUGGACUGGAGGCGACCAACCCAAGGAUGGAUUCCCGUAUUAAAAAGGGCACAGGAGGAUGGAAAUAUGCAACUUUCGUGCUAGCAAAUCAAGGCCUAGCAACACUAUCUUUCUUCGGCGUUGCUGUGAACUUGGUUUUGUUCUUAACCAGAGUUCUUAAUCAAGAAAGUGCGGUUGCAGCCAAUAGUGUAAGCAAGUGGACUGGAACUGUUUAUUUGUUCUCACUGGUUGGAGCAUUCCUCAGCGAUUCAUACUGGGGCCGUUACUUAACCUGCGCAGUCUUUCAGCUAAUUCUUGUUGCGGGUUUGGGGCUAUUGUCCAUCACGUCUUGGCUCUUCCUGAUCAAACCAACAAAUUGUGGUGAUGGAGAAAUAGAUUGCAUGCCCACAUCCUCAGUUGGGAUAGCCAUUUUUUACUUAUCUAUUUACUUGGUAGCCUUUGGAUAUGGUGGGCACCAGCCUGCUCUAGCCACGUUCGGAGCAGACCAAUUUGAUGAUGCAAACCCUAAAGCAAACGGUUCGAAAGGAGCUUUCUUUGCCUAUUUUUACUUUGCACUCAACGCAGGAUGUCUUUUCUCAAACAGUAUUUUGGUCUACUACGAGGAUACUGGAAGAUGGACUCUUGGAUUUUUGGUGUCCUUAGGUUCUGCUGUUAUUGCCCUACUAUCAUAUCUCGUAGGGACUCGUGGAUAUCGGCACGUAAAGCCAUGUGGCAACCCUUUGCCACGUGUUGCUCAGGUAUUUACUGCUACUGCUAAGAAAUGGAACGUUGUUCCAGCCCACCCGAAUGACCUUUAUGAAGUGGAAGGAACAGAAUCUGCAAUUAAAGGGAGCAGGAAGAUUCUUCACAGCAACGAGUUAGAAUUUUUGGACAAGGCAGCAACAAUAACACAGACUGAUCUCCAUGGCCCAAAAAGUCCAUGGAAGCUUUGCACCGUGACUCAAGUUGAAGAAGCCAAAUGCGUUCUGAAAAUGUUACCCAUAUGGCUAUGCACAAUAAUCUACUCAGUCGUCUUCACGCAAAUGGCUUCUCUCUUUGUAGAGCAAGGCGAUGUGAUGAACACCAAGAUUGGAAACUUUCACCUUCCAGCUGCCAGCAUGUCUGUCUUCGACAUUCUCAGUGUCUUCAUUUGCACUGGACUCUAUCGCCAAGUUCUUGUUCCCCAUGCAGGAAAAUUAAGUGGGAAUCCCAAGGGCAUAACCGAGCUCCAAAGAAUGGGUGUUGGGCUAGUUAUUGGGAUGUUAUCGAUGGUGGCAGCAGGUGCCACUGAGAUUGAAAGGCUCAAACAUACAAGGCCUGAUCAAAAGAGUAGCUCCUUAAGCAUUCUAUGGCAAAUUCCACAAUAUGUUCUUGUUGGUGCUUCUGAAGUGUUUAUGUAUGUUGGUCAAUUGGAGUUCUUUAAUGGACAAGCCCCUGAUGGGAUAAAAAGCUUCGGAAGUUCGCUUUGCAUGGCUUCCAUUUCUCUUGGAAAUUAUGUGAGUAGCUUGCUGGUUAAUAUGGUCACGGGGAUUACUGCUAGAGGCAAUAAUCCGGGAUGGAUCCCAAAUGACUUGAACUCUGGCCACAUUGAUAGGUUUUACUUCCUGAUUGCAGUGCUAACAGCACUCGACUUUGUACUUUACUUGUUUUGUGCUAAAUGGUACAAGGGCAUCAACCUAAUUGAGGACGGCGAGAUGAAGGAAACUGGGAAUAAUAAGCAAGGACAAGAUGAUCAAGAUGGAGUGCAGAUGAACAGAGUCUAGUGAUCUCGAUCUUCUAGUACGACCUUUAGGUCAAAUCUGCAUAAGUUAAAACUUCCAGCCGCGGGCAUGCAGCUAUUGCAGUUGGUUUUAUCAAGACUACUUUUAGAAUGAACAAAAGCAAGAAGGAAGCCUGACCCUAAAUUAAGUUGACCACAUCAAUAAUUAGAUGACGUGUGCCUAGCUUGAUAAAUUGUAAGGUUUUGGUAGAGAUUAAUGUAAAUGCAUGGUACUACUUACAAAAUGCUAUAGCUUGUUUUCGA